Molecule: messenger RNA, 3357 nt
Organism: Mirounga angustirostris (Northern elephant seal)
Lineage: Eukaryota; Metazoa; Chordata; Mammalia; Carnivora; Phocidae
Gene: LRRC27
Product: leucine rich repeat containing 27
Exons: 11
Coding region: 1084-2793 (569 amino acids)
Molecular function (GO): protein binding
Source: RefSeq, a predicted model, not a curated record
AGAGCACAGUGUUGACGUGAGCGGGGCAAGAGUGCAGGGCCUGGGUGCCUGCUGCCUUGGACUCACGUAAUUUCCUUAAGCCUCGUUUGUCUUCAUCUGCAACGUGAGAAUGAGACUAUUCUUGUGGGUUAUUACAAGAGUGGAACUGUAACGCGUGUAAAGCACGGUAUCCGCAGGACACACGGACACAUUGCGUGGGGCUGUUGGCUGACAUCUCAGAGCGCUUGCACAGAGCUGCGUACUGGGAUGUCAGUCACCCUGCUGUCGUGUGUCCCAUGCCGUGCGCUGGCGGUCAUGGCUGGCACUGCCCCUGCUCUCUCUUCCCUGAGCACCGACCUCUUGGAGUGAAUUCCUGUGUCAUCAGGGCCGCCCAGUCUGAAGGCAAACACUCCCAACCGUGAACGAGGACUCCCAACACGUCAUGAGAUUUAUGGGACCUCCACACAUGAAGGAAGAAGGAGGAAAUCCUAAAACUGUUGUUCAGGCUUAAUAAAGAAGCAUCAUAACUGUUCAUGCCUCUCCAAAAACAGAGAUGUGAUUAUAAAUGUUAUUACCGUGGCAACCAAACAUGGAGUGAGGUGGCCCCUCGGCGCUGUGGGUUACAGGUAGUGUGCAGACGAAGCAGCGAUCUCUGGAGUCACCAGUCGCACGUCCAGAGACCAGUGCACUCGUGGAGCACAGGAGGGCCGUCUUCGCGCGGCCCCACCGGACCCAAGAGGAAGGGUGGGCUUCUGCGGCGCAGCCCCCUUGCCGUUGACGGGGACAGACCUUUGCAAAGAGCAGCGCGGUCUCUUCCUGCCUUUUCUGGCAUCUAGGAUCUGUGGUUUCAGAGCUGAGCACUGGAGCCAGCUUGCCCUGAGAGAGAGGAGGCCUGAGAGGCUUAGAGCCCACGCUGCAGCGAAGGCCGAGAGCCGUUCCACGUCGGGGUGCGCACACGCUGUGUGUGCAUAAUCACCCGACCUCGUCCCAGAGAAUGCCCGCGGCCAGCAGGGUGACUGGCCGCGCCUCGGCUGGCUGGAGAUUUCACUUUCCAUGCGCUGGUAAAGCUCCCGCCCUACCCCGAGAAGGGACUCGGCGGACGGUAUGGGAGGCAGAGCUGGGAGUCGUGACGCUGUGGCCGAUGGGGCGGCUGGCUGCACCGGGCUGCACUCAGUGCUGCUCAGUCACGGCGGCAGGUCUCGAUUUCACGGUUGUGGAUUCAGGCCCCGUGUUGGGCUCCACGCUCGGCAUGGAGCCUACUUAAAAAAGAAUUUCCCAAUAAUCGUGCCCUGCUGUGACUGUGGACUCACGCGCGUACCUUUUACACGGCUGGAGUCAGUGCCACGCAUGCUGACGUGGACCUUCCCUCCCUCGUACGCCUCACGACAGCGGAUGGCUUCUGUAGAGCUGCUGAUGCAAUUGCAUCUUCAAAGAAAUGCCCUCUGUGAGAUUCCUAAAGAUUUCUUCCAGUUACUGCCAAACCUCACUUGGUUGGACCUCCGCUAUAACAGAAUCAGAGCGCUUCCUUCUGGGAUUGGGUCUCACAAGCAUUUGAAAACUUUGCUUUUAGAAAGAAAUCCUAUCAAAAUGUUGCCUGUGGAGCUGGGGAACGUGACCUCACUGAAAGCGCUGAACCUGAGACACUGCCCUCUGGAGUUCCCCGCUCCACUCGUGGUGCAGAAGGGACUGGGCGCUAUCCUGGCCUUCCUGCAGAUCUAUGCUGCCCAGCACUCUGCCCCCCAAGAUUUAACUUCUGAAGUGAUUUCACCAGUUACAAUGAUGAACCUAAGUGAGCUGCCACAGCCCUCGUAUUUAUCUGAGGAAGAAACUGUGCCUGAUGAAGAUGCCAUUAAUUUCCAGGAUCAAAAGGGGUUGUUAAAAGAAAAGGCAGUCUUUUUCCUGCCUGUUGAGAAGCUAGACCUGAGUGAACUGAGAAAGUCCACCGAUUCCUCGGAAGACUGGCCGGGUGAGGAAGAAAUCAAGCGCUUCUGGAAGCUGAGGCAGGAGAUCGUUGAGCAUGAACAAGCAGAAGUGCUUGAAAACCAGCUCUUAGCGAUGGAAUUGCCUCCAAAUCUCAGGGCAGCAUUAAACAUGAAAGAGAAAGAACAUUCCAGCCCAAGACAUGUGCUCAGCGCGGGCCAUCCCAGGGUGAGUGUGCAUCGCAGGGGCUGUGAUUGUAGAAGGAAGAGGCCCUCCAUCAGGAGCGUCCUGCCUGCCCUGGUACCAUCGCAGCUCGCGGGGCUCCCCCCCAGGAGGCCCCAGGAGAGCAGGGCCGUGGCCAUCCGGGAGCACUGGGAGAAGCAGGUGGAGAUGGAGCAGCGGAGACGAGAUGAACGAGCGCUGCAGGAGUGGAGGGAGCAAACCCGUACCAGGAGGAUGGCAGAGCAGGCGCCGAGAAAACCCCUGCCUCCGUGGCGGAGUCUGAUGGCCUCAAAGACUCCCUUUGCCACGGAUGUGAUAGAUUAUGAGGAAAUGCCAGUGAAUCCGUCUGGAAAAAUGAGGCCAAGCAAAGAGAAGUCGUCAAGAGCAAGUAAAGACAAGAGUGCCUUCCGAGCGGGGCAUAUAGGAGAAAACCUAAAACAGCACAUUCAGAAAGUACACAAAUGCAGAAAAGGGCUUCAGGGGAUGGAGCCACUCGAAAUCAGGCAGGCUGCGCAGGAUUUGGAGAUUGCUAGAAAGCUGCAGGGCGAAGUGAGGAAACUGAGGCUGGGACCGAGCUGGACGAGAAGCCGCCAGCUGACCGCUCUUGCUGGACACCUGCCGCUCCACGCACCUGCAUCUCGGCCUUGGGAUACACUGUUCGACACGAAGUAGUAAGAGGAGAGCGGACAGAUGCUAAGGAGCGAGUAUCCCUUGUGCAGACCUGACAAGUGGGUUUAGCAGCUCGUGAGCCCGCCAGGUGCCCCCUUCCAAGCGUCUGGGGGGGAGGGGGCGGGUCCGACGCCACCCCCGGGCGGUGGUUCACGGCCUCAGCUGCGUGGCUGCUUCAGAGGCUGCGCCAGGUUUAAGCUGGAUUAAAGGAGAGAAUACGGUAAACAAGCCACGCGGUUUUCACUCCCGUGCCCACGUCUCUGCAGAUCCGCCUGACGACAUGUUUUGGUGUCAGCCCCUGUCCCCCCCACCCCUGCCGCCCUGGUCACCCAUGUGACCCUCAUGUCCACUGACUCAUGCGUUUCAGUUGGGGGGGGGGUCAGAAGUCCAUGAGUCCCCUCCCUGCACCUGGCACUGCUCUUCUUUGGCCUCACGCUUCCUGCUUGCACACCUCUGCCCCUGUCCGCCCUUCGCAGCCCGCCCUCACCCAGGCCAGUCAGACCCUGCCCGACUUACUCUCUGCAGGACCGUCUGAUUGAGUGUUAAAUAAAUUCCAGGCCUUAACCU